GUCUUCACCGUGGUGUCGGACACACGCCGUGCUCGCUGCAGAGUACUGACGUGGAGCUGGCGCCGCUUUAAACAUACACAUUCACACAGUUUUAGAUAAAGCAAUAUUUUCGGGCUUUAUUGCGAUAUCUCCGGUCUCACGUGACAUUCACAACCACUAGCCGGAUACUUCAAAGAGUUAACGUUAUAUAUUUUUUUAAAAAUUUGUAACGUUUGCUCGCGACAAGUUUUUCAGUUUUGUCUAGCAAAAUAUAUAUUUUGUAUUAUUUCCUUAAAAACAUAAAGUUAGCCACAUUACCUCUAACGUCUGUUUCACUGUUGGCAACCAUGAGCUGUGUGAAGGAAGAAGCUCGCAGUGCGUCCCCCCACUGCCCCAAACCAGAUGAGUCUGAGGAGCCGCUGGGCACAGCCAUGGAGACCGAAGCUGCAAAGGGUGUGAGUGUGAAAUCUGAGAACGUGAAGUCUGAAGUGGUCAUUACUAAGGAGAUGGAGGAGGAAGAAAAGCAGCUGAUGGAGGAAGGGGAGAGGAUAGAAAAGGAGAUGAUGGAAAAGGCCCGGGAAUCAUGGGAGAGGGAUUCUCAUGACAUGCGCUUCAAGAGACUGCAGCAUCUGCUUCAGAAGAGCAACAUCUACUCUAAAUUCCUGCUGACUAAGAUGGAGCAACAACACAAUGAGGAGAAACUCAGGAAGGAGAAACUUGAAAAGAAGGUGAAGAAGAACACAAAUGGUGCAGAGCCUGAUAAAGAUAAAAAGAAGAGGAGGAGGGAUGAAGACUACAAAAUCUCAGAUGUCAUGUCAAAAGAAGAAAUAAUGUCGCAAGCUAAGAAAGCAAAAGUGGAGGAAGCGGACGAGGCACCGGCCAAGAAGAAACUAGAAGCCGAGGAUAUCGAGAAGAUGAGUGACUCCAACGAAGACAUCAAGAAUCGUCUGUCUGAGACGGUGCGAGACAAUGCCAGGCAUCUCCUGCAUCCUGAGAGGAAGGUGAACGGCCAGCCGGUCCCCACCCAGCAACCUCAGCUCUUCACCGGAGGGGUCAUGAGGUGGUACCAGAUCGAAGGCAUUGAAUGGCUCAGGAUGCUGUGGGAGAACGGCAUUAACGGGAUCUUGGCCGAUGAGAUGGGACUGGGAAAAACCAUCCAGUGCAUCGCUCACAUCGCCAUGAUGAUAGAAAAGAAAGUGAUGGGUCCCUUCCUAGUGGUGGCCCCUCUCUCCACUCUGCCCAACUGGAUCAGUGAAUUCAAGCGCUUCACACCAGAGGUGUCUGUGCUGCUUUACCAUGGCCCCCAGCCAGAACGGGCCAAGCUACUGAAGCAGAUCCGCAGAACUCAGGGAACCCUCAACAUGUGUCCUGUGGUUGUCACCUCCUUUGAGAUCUCCAUGAUUGACAGAAAAUUACUGCAGCGCUUCCAGUGGAAGUACCUGAUAGUGGACGAGGGCCACAGGAUCAAAAACCUCAACUGUCGGCUGGUGCGGGAGCUGAAGAUGAUGCCCACUGACAACAAGCUGCUGCUGACGGGCACGCCACUGCAGAACAACUUGGCUGAGCUCUGGUCCCUCCUGAACUUCCUCCUGCCAGAGGUGUUUGAUGACCUCAAGAGCUUUGAGUCGUGGUUUGACAUCGACACCCUCGGCGAGGCAGAGAAUGUGGUGGCUGCUGAGCGCGAGCAGAACAUCCUGAGCAUGUUGCACCAGAUCCUGACUCCGUUCCUGCUGAGGAGGCUCAAGUCAGAUGUGACGCUGGAGGUUCCUCCUAAGAAGGAGAUCAUUGUUUAUGCACCCCUGACAGCCAAACAGGAGGCCUUCUACUCCGCUGUGGUCAACAAAACCAUCGCCAAGAUGCUGGGCCAGGAGAAGACGGAGGCUCCUGUAGCUCUGACGGCGAGUGGCAGGCCGAAGCGUGCCAGUCGAAGGCUUGUGGACUACGAAGAAACAGACGGAGACACGCUAUAUGACCUGGAGAAAUAUCUGGAGAGGGUCCGUAAGGAGGCGGCGCAGAGCUCCCCUGCGGUGCUGGAUGUCCAGAGCCCGCUGGAUGCCCAGAUCAACCUGAAGCUGCAGAACAUUCUCGUCCUGCUAAAGAGAUGCUGUAACCACCCCUACCUGGUGGAGUACCCCCUCGACCCCGCCACACAGGAGUUCAAGAUUGAUGAGCAGCUCGUGCAGUGCUCUGGGAAGUUUCUGAUACUGGACCGACUGCUGCCUGCGCUGAAGAAAAGGGGACAUAAGGUGCUGAUCUUCAGUCAGAUGACCUCCAUCUUGGAUCUUUUGAUGGAUUACUGCUAUCUGCGGGGCUUCCAGUACAGCCGACUGGACGGCAGCAUGUCAUAUGCUGACAGAGACGAGAACAUGACAAAGUUUUCCAAAGAUCCAGAGGUGUUCCUGUUCCUGCUGAGCACCAGAGCAGGAGGACUCGGGAUCAACCUGACAGCCGCUGACACUGUCAUCAUCUUCGACAGUGACUGGAACCCCCAGGCAGACCUGCAGGCUCAGGACCGCUGUCACCGCAUCGGGCAAACCAAACCAGUGGUGGUGUACCGCCUGGUCACAGCCAACACCAUCGACCAGAAGAUCCUGGAGAGGGCAUCAGCCAAGAGGAAGCUGGAGCAGAUGGUCAUCCACAAGAAUAAGUUCAAAGGCGGGAAGGCAGAGCUGAACCAAAGUAAAAGCUGCAUUGAUCUGGACGAGCUGAGGGACUUGCUCAAAACCAGAGGCACUGAGAAGGAAGUGAAGGCAUCGAAGGGGAAAGUGAUCACCGACAAGGACCUGGAAGUUCUGCUGGAUCGCAGCGACCUGCUGGACAAAGAAAAGGCAAGCAAGAAGAAAGAGAAGGUGGGAGUCUUCAGAGUGAUUGACGCUGAACAGUCGUCGGAGAUCACACUGACCUGAGAGAGCUUGAAAUCGUCUGAUUUGAACUUGUGACCACAUUCCCUCUGCUGCACAUGGACGGCUCACCGCUGCCGUCCUGUGUAGUAGUUUUAAAGCUUAAAGAAAACUCUGAAACUGCUGUUUGUAGACUUUGAAUAGUGAAUUUUUGUCUUUUUACUUUCUUAACUGCCUUCAUAGCUGUUUUAAUAAGCUUUUCAUUGUACUGUUUUUGUGUUGAACAUAGUCUGUGCUUAACUAUUGUCCCCCAUUAAGAUUUUAAUGUACUUUGGUCUUUUGAAAGGCCGUCCAGACUUUGUCCAAUCAUAAAAAUGUCCAGCCAAAAGAAGAGAAAACAAUGAGUUCAUGCUCUUCCUCGCAGUGACAUUAAUAUGAUCAUUGGGCACUAGAACGUUCCAGUGAAA
Messenger RNA from Larimichthys crocea (large yellow croaker), 3286 nucleotides. It is a transcript of the gene hells, whose product is annotated as helicase, lymphoid specific. Gene Ontology annotation, molecular function: chromatin binding; ATP binding. Bases 327 to 2885 code for a protein of 852 amino acids. Gene Ontology annotation, cellular component: nucleus; pericentric heterochromatin. Lineage: Eukaryota; Metazoa; Chordata; Actinopteri; Sciaenidae. The record is from RefSeq and is a predicted model, not a curated record. The transcript is spliced from 23 exons. Gene Ontology annotation, biological process: negative regulation of gene expression via chromosomal CpG island methylation; DNA methylation-dependent constitutive heterochromatin formation; pericentric heterochromatin formation.